Molecule: messenger RNA, 1914 nt
Organism: Cinara cedri
Lineage: Eukaryota; Metazoa; Arthropoda; Insecta; Hemiptera; Aphididae
Source: the annotation of a GenBank genome assembly
AUGACUGAAAGUAAGAAAGAAAUGUUAAAGUGGAAAAAACAUGAAAUUGAAGAAGACAUAGGAAAUGAUCAAUGUAAGAAUCUACUAAUUCAUUUACAUAGGAUUUUAUAAUGUAAAAUGUUAAUAGACUAAUAAUUACAGUUUUACAUUAUUUUAUAGAUAGAAACAAUCAAUUAUGGGCAGGAAAUUUUUAUUUUAUAAUUGGUGCUGAUAGUCAAUUCGGUUAUAUUUGGCCGUAUAAAAAACGAGAUCCUUUAGACUGGAAUUUAGAAAUGGAAAAAUCCAUUAUUGCAAUUGAAAAAAUUAAUAAUUUAAUUCCAAGACCUCAAUUUUUGGUGAUUUGUGGCGACUUGGUAGAUACAAUGCCGAAUAGUAAGUUAAAUAUUUUUUUUUCCAAAAAAUGUUUUUUAUAUUAUGAAAUGAAUACAUAUUUUGUCACCUAUACCAGCACUCAGCAGAAACUGGUGUUAUUUUUUUUUUUUUGUAUAUAGAAAAUAAACAAAGUACUUUAAUAGGUUUUAACUAAAUCUAAAAUCAGAUUAUAAAUACUAAGGAACAUCCAAAAAAAAACCAGUUAGACGUAAUAAUUUAUUUUUAAACACUUUUUUAUGCAUAUUUUUUAAAAUAAAAGUAAUAUUUAUUUUACUUUAUUAAGUCAAAAGUAGAAAAAAAAUAAAGAAUUUAUUUAAUCAAUGUGAACCUGAUAUUCUUGUUUCAGAUAAUAUUGAUUUAAAUCAGCUACAAGUAAAUGAUUUUCAAAAAGUUUUUUCAAGAUUGCAUCCAUCUAUAUCACUUGUAUGUGUGUGUGGAAAUCAUGAUGUUGGUGAUAGUCCAGACGAAAAAUCUAUCAACAUGUAAUUAAAUACAAUAAAUUGAAAAUUAAAUUGUAUUCAUCUAACAUGUUUUGUAAUAUAAUUAUUAAAUAGUAAAAAUUAUAAUUUUAGAUAUCGUAACACAUUCGGACAAGAUUAUUUUUCUUAUUGGUGCGGUGGAGUACUUUUCUUAGUAUUGAAUACGCAAUAUUAUAAAGACCCAAGUAAAGUUGAAAAACAUGCAAAGGAACAAGAACAAUGGUUAACAGAAAAACUGAAUAAAUACAAGAAUCAAAGAAUAAUUGUUUUUCAACACAUACCUUGGUUUAUAAGCAAAAUAGAUGAAAACAAUGAAUAUUUUAAUAUUGAAAAAACCUCCAGACUUGCUAUGUUGGAUAAACUGAAUGCAUCUGGUAAAUAAUAAGUUUUAAUAAGAUACGAGCUUUUAUUCUUUUAAUUUUUCUGAUUGAAAAAGUUUUAAAUAUUUAUGUAUUUUGAUUUAUGUCAAAUUACUUUUUUGUUAAUAUUUUGGCGCCCAAAAGAAUGCACUUUAAAGAUUUAUUUUCUUUUUUCAAUAUUUAUAUUAGUAUAACAUUUAUUUGGCCAAGUUUAAAUGCUUGAAAAUUUAAUACAAUUUCACAAUAAGUUUCUUUUAAUGAAAUUUUAAUUUUUGACAAAAUUCCCUAAAAAUAUAAAAAAGUAUAAAUUAUUUUAUGGUUAAAAAUUGGUAUAAUUUAAAUUAAGAAAAGGAUUUAUAGUUAAGUUCUUUUCAGAAUAAGGUUUGAUAUUAUUUGUUAUAUUAUACAAACUUUUCAUCUACACAUACAUAUCAGUAGUAUGAGCACUUUCUUUUUAAAUUUAAAAAAUCAUGGUAUUUGAAGUAUAAUUGUUUUUAAUUACAGGUGUCUCUCAUGUAUUUUGUGGUCAUUAUCAUCGAAACUCUACUGGAUUUUAUAAAAAUCUAGAAGUAGUUACCACUAGUGCUAUUGGAGCACCGAUGGGUAAAGAUCCUUCUGGAUUGAGAAUAGUAAAGAUGUACGAAAAUAAUGUUGUUCAUACUUAUUACUCACUUGAUGAAAUGCCGAGCUCUAUUACACUUUAG